Molecule: messenger RNA, 5758 nt
Organism: Saccostrea cuccullata (small rock oyster)
Lineage: Eukaryota; Metazoa; Mollusca; Bivalvia; Ostreida; Ostreidae
Exons: 7
Coding region: 93-3203 (1036 amino acids)
Cellular component (GO): nucleus
Molecular function (GO): NAD+ poly-ADP-ribosyltransferase activity; NAD+-protein mono-ADP-ribosyltransferase activity
Source: RefSeq, a predicted model, not a curated record
UUUGAAAAUGGCUCAUAAUACAUGUAGGUGUCGGAAAAGAAUGGGGCACUUCUGAUUAAUUUCUCACGAUUCCAGGGAGUUUAACUCCGAGGAUGGCGACAUCAGAGAGUUUGGCGAUCAUCAUUGCCUCAGAUGAUGAGAGCGACAGUGACGUGGAAAUUCUAAGGGAAGAAAAGAACGAAGACCUGGACGUGAUCAUUGUCGCUGAAACAACAGUGAAGCCAGUGCCAAGAUUAGGGAUGGGAACCAGUGGAUUGGAACCAGUCAAGACUGGUCAGUCCUGUGAGGGCCUGCGGCCAGAGGUUCCGGUUGACCUGUCACUGGACGAGUGUACGAAUGACGACGGCCUUCCCACAGUCACCACUCCUCUAGAUCUGUCCUCCAAAAAGUGUUCUGGAGACGACUCCGACCUAGAUCUGGACUCCAGCAGUUCCUUCCUCGCGGAGCAGACUGCUAGUACACUAUCAGACUUCCUGAAAGAGUCGUUCCCCCCUAACGUCAAAAUACUGCCCAAAUCUGACAAUGAUUGUGCACAAGCUAACUGUGAUAAUUCUGAUCCUAAAGCCCUGGAUGAUCACAUGGACGCGUAUCCUAAGAAGGUGGAUCUGUUUGACAGCUCUCUCCUGCCUGGUUCUGGUCUCCCCUCUGCAGAUCUUACUGGUUCAGGUCUCCCCUCCGCGGAUCUGACGGUCACGGGGCACCUGCCUGCUGUCAUUCCCCCUAACACCAGUGUUGGUGACAUCCCGGUGUCUUUCUCUGAUAACAUUAGAAAACACUCCAGCAAACGUGCAUCUUCAUCCUCAGAUGAAGCCAGCACACUAAAGAAAAUGAAAAAGGAGGAAGAGCUGUUCAACAGCGACGCAUGGAAAUCACUAGAUCUGGACUUCCUGUCAGAGUCAAGUACUAGUACCUACCAACAUACCAGCAGUUGUGAUACCAAGAGUCCACCCGUGUCUGUGGCAGCCCCAGGCAGUGCUGUCCUUGGAAGAUCGUACAGUGUGUCCUCCGAGACAUUCACCAAGCACCUGCCUCCCAAAAAACAGAGCUGUUUCCGUCAGGCGAGUGACCCGGGGUUCAGUCCCGUGGCCCGACCCCCCUCCCCCCAGCCUUCCUGCAGCAGCUGGGGGUCGGAGAAGUGUACCAGCUGUAAUAUCUCCCUCCUGGGGUUCAGAAUCUCUCGCUGUAUACAGGGACACCCCACCUGUGCCUUCUGUUUAGAGGAACAGGUCAAACUAGUCCUCACAGGCAAAACCAAGAAGUCACUUCUGUGUGUACUUGGAGGUUGUGACAGUUAUUAUCCUAUGAGCGAGUUAAAGCAAUCUCUACCCAGCAUGGUUGUGGAGAUUUUGGAGACCAAACUGGACGAUGACUACAUUGAAUACAUCGCUAACAUGAUGGCCAAGAAAACAUCGGACGAGGCUGAGGAAGAAGAACCAGAUGGCAGCACCAGUCAGUGGGAGGAGAGGUCAGAGGUCAAAGAGGGGGAGGAGGAACGACCCAGGAACCCUGAGGACUGGCCCGCCCACUGGGAAUACAUGGAUCUACGACAGGGUCAUGUAAUGGUGGACCUAGUGCCUGACUCCCCAGAAUACAUAGAAGUCUGCUCCAAGUUUUACGAGACACUGCAGUUUCCUCAGGCAGACAUCGUCAAGAUCAGUCGCAUUCAGAAUCCGAUUCUGUGGAAAUACUUCACUGUGAAGAGGACGGAGAUGAUUCACGAGAACGACGGCCUGGCGGUGGCGGAGAAGCACCUGUUUCACGGCACUGACGCUACCGUCCUUAGUGCUAUCUGUAAGAAGGGAUUUGAUUGGAGGAUGUGUGGCAAGAAUGGGACGGUGUAUGGCUAUGGAUCUUAUUUUGCCACCCACUCCUCCUACUCACACCAGUACACAGAGAAAGGCGAUCGCCGCCGGCCAAACUUAAAGCGGGCCCUAUACCAGAGGAGCACGCUCCCAUUCCAGCACUUCACCAACCCAGUCCGCAUGGGUCCGUUAACCUUCGAUCCGUCUCAGAUUAUGGUCACCUCCUCCAUUUUCUCGCCUCGUCGAGUGUACACCUCUACAGCUCUGUCCAAUCCUGCCUCAGCCUCCAGUAAUGGGAACGACGACAAUAACUCCACCUCUAGUAACUUCCCUGGAUCAUCUAGGACGUUCGUCCUGCAGUACAACUCGGGGUCAGGGGCUGGUGAUUCAGCCUCCAGCAGUUCUUCAGGUCUUGGACAAAAUGGAGUCCAGUCCCAGAGAAACUGGGGCUUUGGCAGACAUCGAGUACUUAGUUCAUCAUCUUCGACAAGUCGGGAUGCCACAUCCAAUCCAAGUCCUUCUAGCAGUAACAUUCAAACCACAAUACGGUUUCAAAGUUCUUCUGUAUACCCGCCUGCCACACCAUUCACUUCUCUGACUGAUCAGAACUCAUCCUUUGGUGCUCAGAAUGUUAUGACCAAUCAGAAUUCAUCUCUUAAUGCCACACAGAAUAUAGCCAAUCAGAUGUGUUCAAACAGCUCUUUACAGGACCAGACAAUAUCACCUUCUGAUGGGACUUCCUCUACUGUACAGAAUCCACCCAACACAAUGAUACAGAGCUCUCUAGUGAAUCUAGCUUCCUCUCAGCCUUCGAAUCACGACUCGUCACAGCCACUUAAUCCUGGCCCCAGCCAGCCACUCAAUCCUGGCCCCACCCAGUCACUGAGUCUGGGUUCCUGUCAGUCGCUGAAUCUGGGCCCCUCACAACUUUCAAAUCCUGGCCCUUCGCACAUGCUAAAUCCUAACUCCUCCCAGUCACUAAAUCUAGGCCCCUCUCAGUCAUUGAAUCCUGGUCCCUCCCAAUCCCUGAAUCCUGGACAGUCUCCACAGGAUGCUUCCUCUUUGUUUGGGAUACUGGACCAGAUAAACAUUCAAGCUGGGGGCCAGUUCCAGAGACUUCAGGCACUGCAAAAGAAGCUCCGGUCUCAGAGUGUUUACCAGCCACCCGAGGAGGCGGCGGAGAAGACUCUUCAUAAAAUGUUCAUGGCGAAGGUUCUGGUCGGGAGGUUUACCGGGGGAAGCAGUACGUACAGGAAGCCUCCGCCGUUAGACCCCGUCAACGAUCCGUACGGGAAAUGUUACGACUCCUGCGUAGACAAUAUUCAUAAUCCUAAAGUAUUCGUCAUCUUCGACAGCAGUCAGGCCUAUCCCGACUACCUCAUAGAAUACAAUUACAAUUAAAAGAGACUUAAAAGUGACUUAAAAUGGAAGUUCGAGGGAUAUUUAUGUGUCAAAUAGACCAAUGCCAUAAUUGAACACAAAUUACGAAACUGAUUGGAGUGUUGCGUUGCUGGAGCUGCAAUUAUAAAGAUAUUUUAAACAAUGCAAUGAGGGGAAAAAAAUGUACUGAUUUGAUUGUUAGUCUCCAUUUAGUGCUUUGUGAAUUUAUAUGCAAAUCAUAGUGUUAAUUGUUUUAUCUUACUACAAAAGUGUGUGUGAUUUAUUAGUUAAACAAAAGUAAAGACGUAGCAUGCAUUUCUUCAUGAGUUGGGGGAUAUUGUAUUCCGGACUAUGGUUGUUAUCUCCCCCUUAAUUUUGUGAUUUGACACCUGAUGUAUUGUGUGUAUGUUUGUUUGUAUGUGUGUAUGGGUGGUUGUGAAUGUUUGUGUUUGUGCUUUCCAGAGUUCACUUGUUGUAUGUUAAUGUAUUUUACCAAUUUUUUGAAAAUAAUGUCUUAUGUAGAUCAGGAAAAAUAAGUGUUGUAUGUCAUUUUAUAAUAUUUUGAAUUAGACUGUGGCGUUUUGUUUUUUGAGACUGAGUGCCAGUAUCAAUAUCUGGAGUUUCAUUUUUGUUGACAAUCUUCCUUCUUGUUUACUGCAGACUUUUUCAUUAUUUAUCUACCUGAAAAACUUAUGUGUGUGUACAUUAUUGAGCUAGUAAUAGCAUAUUUAUCUUAUUAAUCUGUGCUUAAAUUUAGAUGUUAAUAAAAUUAAAAAUGAGUGAAAAACCUGCCAGAGUGAGGCAUUAUGACAGUUCGAGGAGUGUCUGUGUAAAUAUGAAGGAGAACCUGUUGUUAUGAGGCCCUGAGUGCUGGAGAGUUUAAUUUUCCUCACACGCCGAGUAAGCAUUGUUGACAAGUGAGUGAGUUACGGUCCCAAUAUAUAUAUAUACGAUAUGGUUUGGGGAUUCUUAUUUGUUAGAAAUCUUGCUAUAAAAAGUAAAUUUAUUAAUAUUCCUUGAAUCAGUCUUCAAAGAAAAUAUCUAUAAUUAUUUAGAUGGAACUUACAAUAUGAUGUACAUGAGUGUAUAGUGUAUGAGAGAGUUUGAAGUUGUCAAUUCUCAUCCAGACCCAGAAGUUAUUGACAGUAAGCAUGUAAUAGAAAUAUCAAGGUCUCACCUUUAGCAUACACAUAUAAUGACCCGCUUUUCCAUUGUCUACAGUUAAGUCCAUCAUGUACAUGUACAAUUAUCUAAUGAUCCCUGCUCGGGAGGGGUACCAGUUUAGAUAUAAAUCGGAAAUCCCCAGCCCUAUCAUUUGUUUUAUUAUUUUUUUUUUUUGAGAAGAGAUUUUUUUUUAGCUGGGGCAUUUAUAGAAGUAACCGAGUUAUGCCUAACUUAUAUAACAUUAAUAAAGUUAAUGAAUUUUUUUUUUAUUCUAUAUGAAUACUUGGGGAAGGGUGGGGGGGUUACACUAUAAUGUUUAUGGAAAGAUUCUACAUUCCAGAUCUUUUUGUGAUUUACUUUAUAUAAUGAAGAAAUUUAUUUAAUUAUGCUUGCAGAUCUUUCCUGGUAUUAGUUAAAGCUUGUAAAGUUUUGAAAUUUGUAUUGUUUUCAUUGUUUGCAAGACCUAUGAGAAAUAUUGAAUACUUUGUAUUUUGAAAAAAAAAUUGUGAUGUGAUAUACAUGUAAUGGCUGUUUAUGUACAUAACUUACCCACUUACUUGACCUAUUGACCUAAUUAAUGCUAAAUAAGUGUUUGAUUAGUAAUUCUUGUAUUAGAUGUAAGCUAAUGAAGAGUAUUUAUGUCUUUAAAUGUCAUUUUUAAUUCUGUAUGAAAAGGAACCUGCACUGAAUAACUUAAGCAGUAUUUGAUGUUAAGCUGCUGUAAUUUCAGGGUUGGUAUAAAUAUACACCCAUUAUGAUACAAACACUGUGAAGUUAAACCCCAUCAUGUUUUGAUCUGUGCAUGUAAAAUUACCUUCAUGACAACGUUUUUACUAAGAUGUAUUUCCAUUUAAUGUGCUUAAAUAGAAAUAUUGUAAGUUAAAAUUUUCUGUCAAACUCCAUUCAACUACAAAAUUGUUUUGUUAAAAAUUUAAGGAAAAGAAGUGAUUUCAUCAUUUAGGAGUCAGAAAAUGUCAAUUUGGAGAUGUGACUAAUGUUAUCAAAUAUUUUGUCAAUGUUCUCCUUAGAAACGAGUCCAGACUUAUUCAACACAAUGAGGUGCUUUUACUAAUGCUGCAAUAUAUAAUUACUGAUACUUUGAUUAGUGUUUAAGAUUGAGGUGAAUUUGGCAGGUGUGCCAUGUAUACCUGUAUAAGAAAAUUAUGGUGUAUGUUUACACGUACAGGUUGUUUUUGUGGAUUUUUUUGUUUACUAACACUGAUUUGUACUUGGCGCAUACGUACAACCAUUCUGUACAGAAUGAACAUGUCCCAGAUUGGAAAGUGUGACCAACAAUUAAACAUUCAGUGAACAUCUCUGAUAUUCCUGUUUUAUUUUGGAGAAUGUGCUUGUAUAUGUAUUUAGCAUUUUGUCAUUUGUUAGUUGAUACUUAAGUAAAAUAUUACAACAGA